AUGACUACGAUAUCAAUCGAUCAAAUUCAAAAUGGCUAUCCCGGACUUGCGAAGUUCAUGGGAGGGAAUCUAGACCAGGGCCUUGGAAUCUUCAAGCAAUUCGCCGAACUCAACACACGCAGCCUGCUGUACAUGCAGGCUGAGCUCCUUUGCUUGCAGCAAGAGCUCGACGUUAUCACUCAUGUGGACGAGCAUGGAACGGAUCCCAGUACAAAGAACUUUGCUAGGAGUGUAUGGGAGAUGAAGAGGCCACCGAACAAACCUCAAUGGGAAAAGGUCCUAGAGAUUAGAAGGAAGUUGAAAGACUACAGUGUGGCUCCACCCAUGCCCCAAAUCGUAAGACUGGGUACUGACACCGCUGACGAUGACUGCCUACUCCAGCAAGCCAGCAUCGCAAAACUGGAUCGCGCCAACAAGAACGACCAGAAAUGGCUCAGGGUCUGGCUGCAACACGACGAAGGAGGCAAAAGCUUCCUCGAAGGCUGCGAAUAUCGAGCGUACGACGUGGAGCGACCGGAUUUGAUCUCCAUCUCCAGUAGACCCUCCGACGAUAGAUUCACGCGAUGGCUAGAAAUGAGCUUGAUACCCCAUCUUCCAACUCGCCUACGGAAAAGGAUUCUAGUAAGUAUCGAUCACACUCACACUUUCACUGCGCUCACCGUCUCGAACCAGGAGCCGAUGGCGGGAUCAGAAGAGACAGGCAUAGGGCGAGUCAAGCUAGAAGUCCUCCACCGAUUCGCUCGAGCGCUGAACGUGGUACUAUCGGCUAUCAUUCCGUCGACUGCUAUCGUUGCGCUGUAUAUGAUCAACAAUCUUCCAUACAGAAUCGCGGCUGUUGCAGCUUUCUCGGGAGUGUUCGCAUCUGUUCUAGCUAUCUUCACGACAGCUCGUCCUGUUGAGAUAUUUGCAGCCACCGCAGCGUAA
Molecule: messenger RNA, 924 nt
Organism: Alternaria metachromatica
Lineage: Eukaryota; Fungi; Ascomycota; Dothideomycetes; Pleosporales; Pleosporaceae
Exons: 1
Coding region: 1-924 (307 amino acids)
Source: RefSeq, a predicted model, not a curated record